AUGUUUGAAUCCGCUGUUUCCCUCUUCUCUGGCACCAACGCCACCAACACCGCAUUGAAAGCGCUGCAGGACCUUCAACAACACAAACCCCAGACUCGCUUCAUCCGCUUCCAAUGGCAGGACUCAUCUGGCGUUCUCAGAGGCCGUAUCUGCCCCAUUCAGUAUGCGCUGCAGCUGGCAACCACUGAGAAAAACAUCCGCCUAGCCCCCUCUGCUCUUCACUGCAUCGUCGAUAAUGAUUUCGCCCCAUGGCGCGAUCCCCGUGCUAUCCUUUUGCUGGUGGCAGAUUGGUCGUCGUUGAAAAUCAUCAAUGAGAACGCGCCCGGUCCUUCGUAUGCGACGGUGAUGUGUGGUGUUUUGGCCAGUUCGCCUGACGAUCCGAUUCCAAGCUACAACAUGUGUCCGCGAGGGGCACUAGAAACUGUCACCCGAAAGGCGUCUGAAAAACAUGGUGUGGAUUUCUUGGUUGGAUUCGAAGUGGAAUUCGAGAUCGUCAAGAUCGACGAGAGUGGAAAUGUCGUCCCCGCCAGUGCUGGAUUUGGCCGGUAUGCUAUUGAUGGACUGAAUGAUCCUGUCUUCAAGCACAUCGAAGAAGCUGCACAGGAGCUGUUAGACGCUGGCGUGGUGAUCCAGGAGAUUCACACCGAGGAAACCGUUGGACAGUACGAAAUCACCCUCGGACCCCUCCCACCACUGCAGGCAGUCGACCAGCUCGUCUUCGUCCACGAUACCCUCAAGCGGGUCUUUGCCCGACAAGGACUAAUCGCCAACAUGUCGCCGGUGACAUUCGCCAAAGAAGGACAAGGAACAGGCCAACACACACACGUCUCCAUCAACCCACCCAUCAAGGAAGAGCAAUUUCUUGCCGGUAUUCUCAAGCGACUCCCUGGAUUGUGCGCAUUUACUCUCCCCUACCAAGUCUCUUAUCCUCGCUUGAAACCAUGCUGUGGAGGCGACGCCGUGGCAUGGGGCACUCACCAACGCAGAGCCCCCAUCCGACGAAUGAACCCCGGGCACUGGGAGAUCAGAUGCGUUGAUGCAUCGGCAAACAUGUACAUCGCGCUGGCUGCCAUCUGCGGCGCAGGUCUGCUGGGCUAUGAGAAUGAUGAGCCGCUGAUCUGGCCGGAUACGGCUCUCGAUGAGCACGCUGCUGCCUUGGACACCGCAGAAAAGCUUCCACGAACAAUCGACGAGUCACUUGAUGCAUUAGAGGGGAGAGUCGAGGAUCUCCAGGGCAUGAUGGAAAGUAAGAUUGUCAGACAUUAUCUCGAGCUUAAGCGGUAUGAGGCAGAGCGAGUACGCGCUAUGGAUCCGAAAGAUGCCAAUGCGGCUUUUGUGAGGCUUUUCUAG
Aspergillus wentii DTO 134E9 is the source of this 1350-nucleotide messenger RNA. RefSeq lists its product as uncharacterized. Gene Ontology annotation, molecular function: glutamine synthetase activity. The record is from RefSeq and is a predicted model, not a curated record. Bases 1 to 1350 code for a protein of 449 amino acids. Lineage: Eukaryota; Fungi; Ascomycota; Eurotiomycetes; Eurotiales; Aspergillaceae. The transcript has a single exon.